Messenger RNA from Mesocricetus auratus (golden hamster), 2856 nucleotides. RefSeq names its product RAS p21 protein activator 4B (gene Rasa4b). Lineage: Eukaryota; Metazoa; Chordata; Mammalia; Rodentia; Cricetidae. Bases 122 to 2530 code for a protein of 802 amino acids. Gene Ontology annotation, biological process: negative regulation of Ras protein signal transduction; intracellular signal transduction; regulation of GTPase activity. The record is from RefSeq and is a predicted model, not a curated record. The transcript has 21 exons. Gene Ontology annotation, molecular function: GTPase activator activity; phospholipid binding.
GCGCUCCCCUCCCUGUCCUGGCACCGGCUUGCCAGCCGCGCCGCCGCUCGCGCUGCCCCCGGGAGGGGACCCGAGGCGCGCGGAUCCCUCCCCGCCAGGCCUCCCACGUCGCCGACCCGCGAUGGCCAAGCGCAGCUCGUUGUCCAUCCGAAUCGUAGAAGGGAAAAACCUGCCUGCCAAGGACCUCUCAGGCAGCAGCGACCCCUACUGCAUCGUGAAGGUGGACAAUGAGCCCAUCAUCAGGACGGCCACUGUGUGGAAGACCCUGUGCCCCUUCUGGGGUGAGGAGUACCAGGUGCAUUUACCCCCCACGUUCCAUGCGGUGGCCUUCUAUGUCAUGGAUGAGGACGCUCUCAGUCGGGACGAUGUUAUUGGGAAGGUCUGCCUCACGAGGGACACGCUAGCCUCUCACCCGAAAGGAUUCAGCGGCUGGGCCCCCCUGACUGAAGUGGACCCCAAUGAGGAGGUGCAGGGCGAGAUCCACCUGCGCCUGGAGGUGGCGCCAGGGACCCAUGGCAAGCGGUUGCGCUGCUCCGUGCUUGAGGCCAGGGACCUAGCCCCAAAGGAUCGGAAUGGUGCAUCUGACCCUUUUGUCCGAGUGCACUACAAUGGCCGGACACGGGAGACCUCGGUGGUGAAGAAAUCCUGCUACCCACGCUGGAACGAGACAUUUGAAUUUGAUCUGGAGGAGGAAGCUGCAGAAGCGCUGUCCGUGGAGGCCUGGGACUGGGACCUUGUUAGCAGGAAUGACUUUCUAGGCAAAGUGGUGGUCAAUGUCCAGAGACUGUGUUCAGCCCAGCAGGAAGAAGGCUGGUUCCGACUGCAGCCUGACCAGUCCAGAAGCCGGCGAGGCGAGGGCAACCUGGGCUCCUUGCAGUUGGAGGUGCGGCUGCGGGAUGAGACCGUGUUGCCUUCUGUCUGCUACCAGCCUCUCGUCCAACUGCUGUGCCAGGAGGUGAAGCCGGACAACCAGGGCCCAGGGCACCUGAUUCCUGUCAUCGAGGAGACAACUAGUGCCGAGUGUCGCCAGGAAGUGGCCACCACCCUGCUCAAGCUCUUCCUGGGGCAGGGGCUCGCCAAGGACUUUCUGGACCUGCUCUUCCGGCUGGAGCUGGGCCGAACCAGUGAGGCCAACACCCUCUUCCGGAGCAAUUCCCUGGCCUCCAAAUCCAUGGAGUCUUUUCUGAAGGUGGCAGGGAUGCGCUAUCUGCAUGGCAUCCUGGGCCCCGUCAUUGACAGGGUGUUCGAGGAGAAGAAGUACGUGGAGCUGGACCCCAGCAAAGUGGAAGUUAAGGAUGUAGGGUGCUCUGGGCUGCACCGCCCACAGACGGAGGCUGAGGUGUUGGAGCAGAGCGCGCAGACGCUGCGUGCCCACGUGGUGGCGCUGCUGAGCGCCAUAUGCCGCUCAGUUCGAGCCUGUCCAGUAGUGGUUCGCGCCACUUUCCGGCAAUUGUUCCGGCGUGUGCAGGAGCGCUUCCCGAGCGCCCAGUACCAGAAUGUGCCAUUCAUCGCUGUCACUAGCUUCCUGUGCCUGCGCUUCUUCUCUCCUGCCAUCAUGUCGCCCAAGCUCUUCCAUCUGCGAGAGCGGCAUGCAGAUGCCCGCACCAGCCGCACGCUGCUUCUACUGGCCAAGGUGGUGCAGAAUGUAAGCAAUAUGGACGCGCCGAUCUCCAGGGCCAAAGAGGCGUGGAUGGAACCACUGCAGCCCACUGUGCGCCGGGGUGUCGUGCAGCUGAAGGACUUCAUCACCAAGCUCGUGGACGUAGAAGAGAAGGAAGAGCUGGAUCUGCAGCGAGCGUGCAACUCGCAGGCGCCGCCUGUGAAGGAGGGGCCGCUGUUCAUCCACAGGACCAAAGGCAAAGGUCCCCUUGCGUCCUCCUCGUUCAAGAAACUCUACUUCUCCCUCACCACUGAAGCCCUCAGUUUCGCCAAGACAUCCAGCUCCAAGAAAAGCGCCUUCAUCAAGCUCGCCAGCAUCCGGGCCGCGGAGAAGGUGGAGGAGAAGAGCUUUGGCAGCUCCCACGUCAUGCAGGUCAUCUAUGCAGAUGAUGUCGGCCGGGCGCAGACUGUCUACCUGCAGUGCAAGUGUGUGAAUGAGCUGAACCAGUGGCUGUCUGCGCUGCGUAAAGUGAGCACCAACAACCCUGGCCUCCUGGGAUCGUACCACCCUGGCAUCUUCCGCGGGGACAGAUGGAGCUGCUGCCACCAGAAGGACAAGACAGAUCUGGGCUGUGACAAGACCCACUCUCGAGUGACCCUGCAGGAAUGGAGUGACCCACUGGACCAUGACCUCGAAGCUCAGCUCAUCUACAGGCACCUGCUAGGUGUGGAGGCUGCACUUCGGGAGAAGCACCGGCUACUGAGUGGGGAAAGAGCAGCCGACGUCUCACCCACAGGCAGUGGUGGAGCUCCAGAGGACUCCCUGGCCCAGUUGCUUCUUGUGCUGCAAGACCUCCAAGAAGCCCACAGCUCCAGCCUGGCUGGCCCACCGCCCAGAGAGCCCCAUCACCUGCUGGAGCUCCAGACGUGAGGUGUACACCGGACCCCUGACAGGCGUUUGGAGAUCCCUGACACGGCGUCACAGUCACCUCUUCUGGGGAGGGCCAUGGUCUUCUCCGUGUCUGAGGGACAAUGGCAGCACCUGCUUCUCUGGGAGACCCAAGUGCUCAUGUCGUCCCGCAGCCCAGGUUCUUCACCCAGGACAGACCCAACCCUAGGAAGCUUGCACCUGGAGACCCAGGUUGUCCACCAUGCACUGCCUCCCUCCUGGCCCUCACGUCAGCCCUGCCGCUGCCUUACCCUCCGUGCCGGGUGUCAUGGUGCUCUGCUGUCAUUAAUAAACCUGUGGUGAAUCCA